This is a messenger RNA of Plasmopara halstedii, 1767 nucleotides long. Its product is annotated as gtp-binding. The transcript is spliced from 2 exons. Bases 1 to 1767 code for a protein of 588 amino acids. Gene Ontology annotation, biological process: translational elongation. Gene Ontology annotation, molecular function: GTP binding; translation elongation factor activity; GTPase activity. NCBI's taxonomy places the organism in Eukaryota, Oomycota, Peronosporomycetes, Peronosporales, Peronosporaceae. The record is from RefSeq and is a predicted model, not a curated record.
AUGACGGACGUAGGUUUAACGACUUUGUGUUGCCAAGUUCGUGCCGAAUUCGCAUCCACCAAGUCCCUUGAGGCAUCCGAUCGUUUACCAGAGGAAGUUGAAGAAGGCAAUGUUGAAUAUAAGCAGCAAUUGCUAGCUCCAUCACCUGGUCGCUUGCGCCAAUUGACGACGCAAAUGCAUUGGCGAUUAAACGAAGGUAAAGGCACUGCUUUUUAUGAACUUGGUGUUAAGGACAAUGGGGAGGUUUUGGGCCUUAAAGAGGAAGCUAUCUUACGCUCUUUAGUGACUCUAGCACGCAUGUGUCGUGUCGUACAUGCAGAAAUGUCGCUUUCUCAAUUUCGUGGAGGACGGGAUGCAAGUCACAAAGCUGUACGAAUACAAAUUGUGCGAGUACGUGAAACUCAUGCGACAAAACGACUGCGAAUGUCUUUGAUUGGAGACUUUAUGAGUGGCAAGUCGACAUUAGUAGGAGUAUUAACACGAGGUUGUCUUGAUGAUGGAGCGGGAUUAGCGAGAAUGCAAGUGUGUCGUCAUCGUCAUGAAUUAGAGAAUGGCUGUACAUCCAGUGUAAGUGAACAUACGAUUGCUGUUGCAGCAGAUGGUCACUUUCGUCGGAUAGAAGAACUUCGCUCUUAUGACUUUGAAGAUAGUGACGAUGAGAGUAAAAAUAUCGAAACUUUUACACGACAAGAGCGUUUUAUUACACUGAGUGACCUCGCAGGCCAUCUCAAGUACUUGAAGAGCACAGCAUCAGGACUUGCAGGACAAUUUCCUGACUAUGCAAUGGUUGUGAUUGAUGCUGUCCGUGGUGUUCGGGAUAUGACACGUGAACAUAUGAAGAUUGCCACGGCACUGAAUGUAGCCAUUUUUGUCGUAAUUACGAAAAUUGAUAUUGCAACAAAUGGCCGAAUUGAAGAAGUGAUAUGCGAAAUUACCGAUUUGGUCACAACAUUUUGUCCAAAUCAGCAAAUUAUUCUGGCACCGAAAUGCACUAGUACAAUAGUGGACGACAAAACAGAUCUCUUGGAACUUACUCAUUCAACCAUUGUACCGGUUUUUCAGAUUUCGAGCGUAACUGGUACUGGAUUAGAUGUCUUACAAGGAUAUUUUGCUAAACUCGAACCAAAGCGGUUGUGGGCAAUUAAAGCUAAGACACCAGCAGAAUUUCAAAUUCGCCAAGCGUACGACAUUAAAGAUGCUGGAAUCAUUGUAACUGGGCUGGUCCAAGCUGGUACAAUGUGUGUCCAUGAGCAAAUGUUGCUUGGACCCGAUGCAGACGGAAACUUUUGCGACGUCCUUAUUGAAAGUCUAGAAGUGCAACACAAAGCAGCACAAACUUUAAGCGCUGGUGAGACGGGAGCUGUGCGCAUUCGCUUUCUCUCAACUACUCAGCCAGCUUAUCGCCUCAGAAAAGGGACAAUGUUGGUACAUCCAAGUGUUCGACCGAUAGCAACGCGUCAAUUUGACGCUGAGCUCCAUUUUUUACCCGAUGCACGAAGAUUUCGCGAGAAUAAUCAAGUUGUGAUUCACACAGGGCAAGUACGUCAAAUGGCCAAGAUCGUAGAGUUAAAACUGCCUCAUACGACCAAGUCUCUUCCAGCUGCUCCAACAAUGUGCCGAUUUGAGUUUAUGUACUGGCCAGAAUACAUUCAGCCAGAUGUUCCACUGGUAUUGCGCGACGGUCGAACACAAGCUGUUGGUCGAGUUGUCCGGACAUUACCGUUUUUCCGUAAAGAACCUCGUGCAACUCACGUCUCAUCUUGCUGA